UUUGAUGUAUUUUGGUGUGUAUUGUUUAUCAGACAGAAGAUGUAGUAAACUAGAAGAGAUUUUAAGAAAAUUUUUUUAAGUUGGGAGGGAUAAAUGUAGCUUUGAAUUUCUAUUUUUUGCAGGAGUGAGAGGGAUGUAAAGAAAGAAGUUGGGAUAUUAUAGGAGAUUUUUUGGGGAGGGGAGGGGGUCUUAGAAUAUUAUAAGAUUUUUUCACGUAUGAGAAGAAAGGUGGUUGAGAGAGGGGAGGGAGAGACAUGUAUUUUUUAAUCUCUAUUUUAUACCAUUUUAUAUGUAUAACUUAACUUACAACUCCCAAAGAUAUGUGACUUGUCCUGAAAAUGAUAUAUGUAUUUAUUGUUGUUGAUAAUCCAAAAAUUGGGGGAUUAGAAAUCUGGGUUCGAUUUAAAAAAAGAGAAAAAUAUUCUCAAAUUUUCAAAGAAUAUUUUACUGCCCAAAUCUAUAAUCUUGCCAAUAUAUGUAUAAUCUCAACUCUAACCUUCUCUGCUUCUUCUUCUAAUUUUUGAUUGUUGAUAUAUAUUAUCAUUAAUAUCUAAAUUUUGUUGUUCUUGUUUAUUAUUAAUUAAUAUUGUUGGUUCACUUAAUCGUCUAAUACUAUGUUGUUGUUUUUGAGGAUAUUGUUGGUGUUGAAUUUGUGGUUUAAUAGAAAGGAGAUUUAAAUAGGAAGGGGAGGAAGUUGUUGAUUCUUGUGUUAUUAAGGACGUUGUAUGUUUUUGUUGUUGUUUUUCUUCAAUGUUGCCAUCACAUUUCGAAACAUUUUCGUUUAAAAGCUUAGAAACUAGAGGAUAUUUAUUUUGUUGGGAGUAAUUAUCAGAAUUUGUAUUAACAUCUUUUAAAAAAAUUUUUUUGUAUUGUUUAUAUUUU
This is a messenger RNA of Meloidogyne enterolobii, 882 nucleotides long. Lineage: Eukaryota; Metazoa; Nematoda; Chromadorea; Rhabditida; Meloidogynidae. The record is from the annotation of a GenBank genome assembly.